Messenger RNA from Capsaspora owczarzaki ATCC 30864, 917 nucleotides. RefSeq names its product eukaryotic initiation factor iso4E. Gene Ontology annotation, biological process: translational initiation. Bases 44 to 703 code for a protein of 219 amino acids. Gene Ontology annotation, molecular function: RNA 7-methylguanosine cap binding; translation initiation factor activity. The record is from RefSeq and is a predicted model, not a curated record. Gene Ontology annotation, cellular component: eukaryotic translation initiation factor 4F complex. The transcript has 4 exons. Lineage: Eukaryota; Filasterea; Ministeriida; Capsasporidae.
AGUCCUUUUUUUUUUUUUUUUUUUUUUUGAAAGAUCAAACACGAUGGCAGCGGAGGGACGACAACAGACACAGACUGCAUCAGCUGCAGCACCCCAACAGCAAGCCCAGCAAGCCCAGCCCCAGCAGCAGCAGCAGGCACUGGCGCCGCUGAUGACCUCGCUGUCGACGCGCCACGAGCUGCAGUUCUCGUGGACGCUGUACUACGACAACCCGCCCCGCGACGCCGACUGGAACAACUUCAAGCAGUACCUCACCAGCGUCAUCACCUUCCGCACCGUCGAGGACUUCUGGGGUGCCAUCAACAACAUUCGGCCACCAAGCGGACUGCCCACCGGCGCCAACUACUCGUUGUUCAAGGGCGAUGUGCUGCCCGUGUGGGAAGACUCUGCAAACAACAAGGGUGGCAAGUGGCUCAUUAACGUCAACCGCAAGACUGCUCGCUUGGAUGAGAUGUGGCUGAACACUAUGCUCGGCUUGAUUGGCGAGAACUUUGAGGUUCAAGACGAAAUCACUGGCGCUGUCUGCUCGCUUCGUCCCAAGGGCGAUCGUGUUGCCCUCUGGACUCGCACCACUGACGAGUCUGUCCGCGUAAUGGGCGAAAAGUUCAAGGCUGCUGUCCAGCCCGACGAACCCCUGAAUUUCAUGUCUCACAGCGAUGCUGGCGGCUCAUUUAAGGUCAAGAGCAAAUACAUCAUCAACUAAACUUUUUUGUACUUUUUUGUGCUUUUGUUUUCUCUUGCCCAAGCUGCCUUGUUACUCAAGUAUUUCUCAUGCGAGGCAACAAUUGGGAAAGAAACUGUGUUCUGCAUCUGUUGUCUGUUCCUAUUCGUUUAUUGUCUUGCUUGAGUAUGUUCAUUUUGUUUUUGCUUUUUUUUUUUUUUUGCUCUGUUGCCGUAGCUGGCAAGUUAUGCACACA